Zea mays is the source of this 2984-nucleotide messenger RNA. RefSeq names its product cyclic nucleotide-gated ion channel 1. Gene Ontology annotation, biological process: transmembrane transport; potassium ion transport. Gene Ontology annotation, cellular component: membrane. The transcript is spliced from 8 exons. Gene Ontology annotation, molecular function: voltage-gated potassium channel activity. Lineage: Eukaryota; Viridiplantae; Streptophyta; Magnoliopsida; Poales; Poaceae. The record is from RefSeq and is a predicted model, not a curated record. The coding region runs from base 489 to 2606 and encodes 705 amino acids.
UGCCGUGACUGCCGUCCUGCUGCUGUCGAGUUCACGCACUCCUGUGACUCCUCCUGUCUUUCCCCCGCCUGCCUGCCACAACCAGUCGACCACGGCACCACCAUCAUGCGGCGAAGACCGAAGACCGAAGACCGUUAGCGCCAGCGGGAAGCUUCGUUGCAUUUCUCCCCCAACUCCACCCGCCUACCCCGCCCCGCCUCGAAGGGGAAAGGGCACUCCCGCGCCCCCAAGUCGAAACGCAAGGUAAACCAACCCCCAGCUCUUCCUGCUCCGGUCUGAUUCACUUCCGCUUUGCGCUAAGCCGUUGCGGUCGGAUCAACGCGGGCGAGCUUGGUUUUCGCGCAAUUUGGUGUCGCGUGACUGGACAGUUUGCUUACCGGUUUUGUGUUCUUACUUGGUUGUGAUUAUAAUCACCCGAGACCUUGUCGUAUGUGGAUAUCAUGCUUGAAGAUUUGAUAUACUCGUGUUAGCAGCUAAAUUCGAAGAAAAUGGUGAUGGGAAGAGAGGACAAAUAUGUGAGAUUUCAGGACUGGAGAUCAGAGCAGUCUGUUAGUUCAGAGAACAUAGUUGCUCCACAUAGAGAUGAUGUUUCAUUAUUCAGUUCACUUAAAGAAAGGACUGCCACGGUUUUUACAUUUCUAGGAAAUAUUUUGCACACAGAAACCUCAAAUAAAUCAAUGCUCGAUGAAAGAAAGUCCACAACAGGAACACUUCAUCCUCAAGGGCCAUUUCUGCAAAAAUGGAACAGGAUAUUUGUGAUAUCAUGUAUAUUUGCAGUUUCAGUGGAUCCAUUGUUCUUGUAUAUCCCAGUUAUCAAUGAUGAAAAACCUUGCUGGUAUUUGGAUAGAAAGUUGGAAAAGGCAGCAAGUGUCCUGCGUUUUUUCACAGAUAUUUUCUACAUACUCCAUAUCAUAUUUCAGUUCCGGACAGGCUUUAUUGCAUCAUCUCAUACAACCUUUGGGCGAAGUGUCUUAAUUGAAGAUAGAUAUGCAAUAACAAAGCGCUACUUAUCAACAUAUUUUUUCAUUGAUGUCUUUGCUAUUCUACCCAUCCCUCAGGUUAUUAUUUUGGUCGUGCUACCUAAUCUUCAUGGCUCGAAGGUUAUGAAAGCCAAAAAUGUGUUAAUGCUUAUAAUUAUAUGCCAGUAUGUGCCUCGGCUAAUCCGGAUAAGGCCACUAUACCUCCAAAUCACAAGGUCUGCUGGUGUAAUUACAGAGACAGCACGUGCUGGUGCUGCUUUCAACCUUUUGCUUUACAUGCUUGCCAGCCAUGUCCUUGGAGCUCUUUGGUACUUGCUUUCUAUUCAACGCCAAGAUUCCUGCUGGAGACAGUAUUGUAGAGGCAAUUCGACAUGUGAUCCUGCAUAUUUGUACUGUGGAGAUUAUGAUAAGGAUGGGAAAAAUGCUUUCUUAACUACAAAUUGCCUACUAAGUAAUCAGUCAAACCUUCCAGAUCCGUACUUUGGGAUUUAUGCACCAGCUAUAAAAAAUGUAUCGCGAUCAAAAAGUUUCUUUGCAAAAUUGUUCUUCUGUGUUUGGUGGGGUCUUCAAAAUCUUAGUUCUCUUGGCCAAAACCUGAAAACAAGCACUUACACAUGGGAGAACUUAUUCGCAGUUUUUGUCUCGAUAUCAGGCUUAGUUCUGUUUGCAUUGCUGAUCGGUAAUGUGCAGACCUAUUUGCAGUCAGCCUCUUUGAGAGUAGAAGAAAUGAGAGUGAAAAGCCGUGACACUGAUCAGUGGAUGUCAUAUCGACAUCUUCCUGAGAACCUCAAGGAAAGAAUACGGCGUUAUGAACAAUAUAGAUGGCAAGAAACAAGCGGGGUUGAUGAAGAGCAACUCCUUAUGAACCUCCCCAAAGAUCUUAGGAGGGAUAUAAAACGACAUCUUUGUUUGAAACUUCUCAUGAGGGUUCCACUGUUUGAAAAUAUGGACGAACAGCUUUUGGAUGCCAUGUGUGACUGCCUAAAGCCCAUUCUGUACACAGAAGGUAGCUGCGUUAUUCGCGAAGGAGAUCCGGUGAACGAGAUGCUCUUUGUCAUGAGGGGAAACCUAAUGAGCAUGACGACGAAUGGUGGAAGAACCGGCUUCUUUAACUCCGAUGUUCUGAAGGCCGGAGAUUUCUGCGGCGAAGAGCUCCUCACCUGGGCUCUUGACCCCACGUCAACAUCGAGCCUCCCCAGCUCAACAAGGACGGUGAAGACGAUGUCUGAAGUGGAAGCCUUUGCCUUGAGGGCUGAAGACUUGAGGUUUGUGGCCACCCAGUUCCGACGACUCCACAGCAAACAGCUCCAGCACACUUUCAGGUUCUACUCGCAGCAGUGGAGGACCUGGGCCGCCUGCUUCAUCCAAGCUGCCUGGCACCGGUACUGCAGGAAGAAGAUCGAGGAUUCUUUGCGUGAGAAGGAGAAGAGGCUGCAGUUCGCGAUUGCCAACGACAGCUCCACUUCGCUCAGCUUCAUGGCAGCGCUGUAUGCUUCGCGGUUCGCUGGGAAUAUGAUACGGAUCCUGAGGAGAAACGCCACGCGCAAGGCCAGGCUGCAGGAAAGAGUGCCCGCGAGACUGCUGCAGAAACCGGCUGAACCCAACUUUUCCGCAGAAGAGCAGUAGUAUUUCGCUUCUCUGACUUCUCGUUUUGCAGAUACAGAUAUGGGAAAUUGUUUGCGUGACUUGCAAGCCCGAGGAUGGCAUGCCCAGAUUAAAAAGAAGAAGAAGAAAAAGGGGAAUGAAAUCUCGAUAGAAUGACCACUGAGUGAUAGUAAUGUAGUGAUUGAUAUACAGUACAUUACUGUUCGUUUAAGAACGUCCAAGUGGCGUUUGUAUGUGCUUGUGUAAUAGCAUAGUUAGAUAGGAGUGAUAGUAAUGUAGUGAUAUACAUUCAUCCACCGAAGCUAUGUGUGUAUAGGGAUCGACCAUUUCCGUGCUUACACUCACGCACUGUAAACGCAGCUGGUGACUGCUAAGUGGCAUCCAUAAGUGCGCGCAAGA